AUGCGCAAGCCUGAUACCUGCUUCUAUGAACAUGUUUUACGAGAGAUGAGUAUCGUGCCGGCUGAAGCUAUUUUUGUUGACGAUAAGGAAGAAAAUGUAUCAGGUGCACAGAAGGUAGGCAUGAUGGGAUUUGUAUUUGAUGAGUCUAGAGCAUCUGAAUUUCGUGAGGAGCUACUAGUUCCAUAG
Messenger RNA from Penicillium malachiteum, 186 nucleotides. RefSeq lists its product as uncharacterized. NCBI's taxonomy places the organism in Eukaryota, Fungi, Ascomycota, Eurotiomycetes, Eurotiales, Aspergillaceae. The record is from RefSeq and is a predicted model, not a curated record. Bases 1 to 186 code for a protein of 61 amino acids. The transcript is spliced from 2 exons.